AAGUUUCGACAAUAUUGCGAAAACAGUUCAAGUAAAGAGGUGCGGUAUACUAAUGGCUAUUGAAAUUAAUGUUUUGUUGGUGAUCGGAUUACUGGCGUUAAUACGCAAUGUUACAGUGAAUGGGCAAGACCCUAUAGAAAGGUUUAUCGUGACCAUAGGUCAUGUAAAUAAUCGGGAGUUAAGCGAAAAAUGUGUGGGAACACUAAUAUCUGAGCAGCAUAUUCUUUGUACGGCCACUUGCGUAUCUGUUCGACCACCUACUCAAAUUGCAAUCAUUAUACCGCCAGUUUCUGAGACUACGACUAGAAUCGUUAUUCAUCCGUUCUACGAAAACAAUCACUAUUCGAACAAUGCAGCUCUUGUGAUGACAACUACCUUUCGGUCUAAUCCUCAUCUUGGCUUUGUUCCAAGGCAGCUCGGAGGCUAUUUGUCAACAACCAAUUCCUGCAGUUUAUUUGGAUGGGGAGGAAGAGUAAUAGAUGCGCGACGGGAUGAGGUAUUCAUUGAAUCCCCAGUCGAUUGUAACGUCAACUAUCCACAAAGUUAUUGUUCGAAUUUCGAUUCAGUGGCGCAUCUCACUUGUAGUGCGCUAGAAGCAUCACCAGUAACAUGUGGAAAUGAUAUGAUUGUAUCAGGUUUUGUGAGCACCGAUGGCUGUAGCCCACACGGUGAUGAUUCAGCAAGGCUAAAUUAUCAUUCGGUUAGUGACUUCCAAGAUUGGAUUGAAGGAGUUAUCGGCUCGCAACUGCCUGAACGUCGCGAAGUGAAUUUUAUAGUCAUUAUAAUGGACCGAAAUACGUUGGCAAUUCCUCAAUGUUUUGGAACAAUUAUUUCAUCGAAUCGGGUGUUAACAACUGCAACCUGUGCAUCUAUUGACUCUAUGGAUAAUCUUGUAGUGCAAUCACGAUAUAUUGACGUAGCCUGGCCAGCAAAACAAAACUUUAGUGUAACUCAGGUCUACGUCCACCCAUCGUUCCGCCAAGAUAAUCCCUUCGAGAACAACGUCGCAAUCAUAUCGGUUAACGGUUCGUUUAGUGAUAUAAUUAUUCCGAGAACACUCGGAAGCUUGGAUCAAAACAGCUCAUGCCAAUUGUUCGGAUGGGGUCCUACAGAUUCUGUCAUUCGCGGCGAUGCGAUAACUGUAUCGACACCACAAGAAUGCAAUGGCGCCCAUCCACAUGCAUUCUGUUCCACUCAUCCUACAAUUUUUCAUCACCUAUGCUAUGCAAUGACUGGCACCCCGGUCACUUGUGGCGGAAAUGAGGGAGUGAUUGCAGGGUUUUUGAUCAAUAAUGCAACGUGCAGCAACAACAACAGUCGUGUCUCGCUUAGCUAUCAUUCUGUGAGCGAUUUUUAUGACUGGAUAGCUGAUUUAGAUCCAGUUAAUACUGAUCCACCUACAGAUGGAACUCCAACGAAUCCACCGACUGAUGGAGCUGCUGCUACAAAGAUGUUGACAGCUUUUGUACUAAUUGUUAGCUUAAUCAGUUGUGCCAUGAUGAAUCGAAGCUUUUCUUUCUAAUAAAGUUGACCGUG
Molecule: messenger RNA, 1536 nt
Organism: Bradysia coprophila
Lineage: Eukaryota; Metazoa; Arthropoda; Insecta; Diptera; Sciaridae
Biological process (GO): proteolysis
Molecular function (GO): serine-type endopeptidase activity
Source: RefSeq, a predicted model, not a curated record